Molecule: messenger RNA, 3744 nt
Organism: Penaeus monodon (black tiger shrimp)
Lineage: Eukaryota; Metazoa; Arthropoda; Malacostraca; Decapoda; Penaeidae
Exons: 23
Coding region: 95-3562 (1155 amino acids)
Molecular function (GO): iron ion binding; oxidoreductase activity, acting on paired donors, with incorporation or reduction of molecular oxygen; heme binding
Source: RefSeq, a predicted model, not a curated record
AUAAUAUUGUCCAGAUUCCCUUCACUUACCAAACUCCAUUCACUUCUUGCUGAGAGGUUACUGUGCUUGCGUUUGCUCUGCUUAAUCCCACACGAUGGCGUACAUCCUGAAGCGGAGAGCGUUGUGGGCAUCCCUGUCCAGACGAACUGAUAUCUCCCGUUGUUUUGGUUCCUCCAGCAUCCAAGAACAGCUGGCAGUUCCCCUCGAAGAAGAACUAAGAAGUGCCAAACCGACUUCAGAAAUUCCGGGUCCUAAGGCUUAUCCUGUGUUUGGCUCAAUGUUUACCAUGAUGAAGGGACAUAAAUUCGACGCGAAGGCUGCUCACAAACUCUACACUAAUAUGAACAACGUCUACGGCCCCGUCUACCGCUUGAGCAUCCCCAUCACUGGCAACUUCACUGUAGUCUCCAGCCCCGACGACUGCGAGAAGUUGCUGCGCCUCACCAUGCACAAUCCACAACGCAUGCCUAUGGCUUCCAUUAAGUCGGUGAGAGAGGAAGCGGCCGACGGCAUCUUCAAGAAUAGAACGGGGAUCCUGCUUGAGAACGGAGAAGAGUGGUGGCGAGUGAGGAGCAAAGUCCAGACCCCGAUGAUGAAACCGAAGUUAGUGGGCGCCUAUCUGCAGCAGAUGGAUCGGGUAUCAAGCGAGUUUACAAAUAGAAUAGCACAGCUGCAGGCGGAACACGGUGAAAUGCCGAGUGACUUCCAAUUCGAAUUAUACAAAUGGGCGCUUGAAUCCGUCAGCCUGGUGGCUCUGAAUCGGCGCAUGGGCUGCCUCAAUCCUGACAUUGCUCAAGACUCCGACUCACUCCGGCUGAUUGAGGUCGUCAAUGACAUUUUCCAGUCAAUGAAUGACAUGGAAAUGGGUUCCAUGCUUUGGAGGAUCAUGCCCACUGCCUCGUACAGGAAAUUGAAAAGGAGACAUGGACAAUUUUUAGAGAUUGCGACCCAGAACAUUCGAGAGACAGAGGCCGCGAUAUUGGCUGCAGAUCCUGACAGUGAGCGCGAGUUAUCCCUGAUGGAAAAUCUCCUGAUGACAGAAGGACUUACUAGGGAGGAUGUUAUCACCCUCAUCCUAGAUAUGUUAGUAGCAGGCAUCGACACGACCGCCCACACACUAGGGUUCACGCUGUACCUAUUGGCGCGGAACCCUCAAGUGCAGGCGAAGUUGCAGGAGGAGAUAGACACAGUCCUUGGAGAUCACGAGGGCCCGCUCCUCCCCAAGCACAUGGCACAAUUCUCAUACUUAAAGGCCGUGAUUAGAGAAGCCUUAAGGAUUUUUCCACCUGCUAUUGGUAUGGUAAGGAUCCUGGACCAAGACGCUGUUCUGGGAGGAUAUGUCAUUCCAAAAGGGGAUAAAGUGAUAUAUCCGAAUGUGGUCGCCGCCUGGGACGAGAAGUAUUUCCCACAAGCCAAAGAAUUCGUCCCAGAUAGAUGGUUGCGCAAUCGGCCGCUGGGUCCUAUCCACCCGUAUGCUUCCCUGCCCUUCGCUGCCGGGGCGAGGAUGUGCAUCGGAAGGCGGAUCGCGGAGCAGGAGAUGUACACCUUCUUGGCGAGGGUCCUGCAGCGCUUCACAGUGGACUACAAAUAUCAAGAUAUAGAUAUGAAGACCCGCCUUAUCGCCAUGCCUUCGGAACCUCUGAGAUAUGAUUGUGUGCCUGAAAGCAUACACGAUCUGUAUUCCUCUGCUUCAAUUUACUUUCAACCUUCCUCAAUACACACUCUCUUGAGUGCGCACACCGUUGGCCCGCGUCUGCUUACAAGCCAUGCAAAUACCACUUUCAGAAGUCUGCCUUUUUAUUUCAUUUAUUUCUUCAUCCUUGGAGAACAAGAACACGAGCGAAUACGGUUUGACAACUGUGAUUACGUCAUCCAUGAGUUGCCAACUACCCCAAAAAAUCAAUGUGUUCGUUCAGUGCCUAUAACUCGCCAUCUCCUCUCCGUCUGUUCAGUGUGUGUUCUCUGCUUCCCCAAUACCCAAGCCCUCACAAUGGCGUUACUCGUGAAGCAGAGGGCACUAUGGGCUUCCCUGUCCCUACGAGGCGUGAUCUCCCGCAGCCUCGGGUCCUCCAGCAUCCAAAGACAAGAGACAGCAUCCCUAGAGGACGAAAUAAGAGCAGCCAGACCACUUUCGGAAAUGCCAGGGCCAAAGACAUACCCUGUGAUUGGCUCACUGCGGGACAUGCUGGCUGAUUUCGACUCCAAAGCGUAUCACAAGUACUACCUCAGAGCCUGCGGCACCUACGGACCUACCUUCCGUGUUAUUGUGCCUGGCAUCGGACCCAUGGUGUUAACGACCAACCCCGACGACUGUGAGAAGCUCCUACGCGUUACUAUGCACAACCCCCUCCGCACGCCCAUGGCUUCCCUGAAGGCGAUGAGAGAUCGGGCCAUCGAUGACUUCUUCGAGAAAAAGGGGGGGAUACUAGUCGAAAACGGAGACGAGUGGUGGCGAGUGAGGAGCAGGGUACAGACCCCUAUGAUGAAACCGAAGGUAGUGGGAACCUAUCUUCAACAGAUGGACCAAGUCUCAGUUGAAUUUAUGGACAGGAUCGCGGAGUUGCAAGCAGAGCACGGGGAAAUGCCGAGCGACUUCCAAUUCGAGCUGUAUAAAUGGGCACUUGAAUCCGUUGGCCUGGUGGCGCUGAAUCGACGUCUAGGCUGUCUUAAUCCAAGCAUCCAUGAAGAUUCGGAUGCUCUGAGGCUGAUUGAGAUCGUCAAUGACAUAUUCCAAGCACUGAAUGAUACUGAAUCAUCCUUGGGGUUGUGGAAGCUUUUCCCAAUUCCACCGUUUAAGAAGCUGAAAAAGAGACAUGAGCAAUUCUUAGAGAUUGCGGUCCGUAGCAUUCAGCAGACAGAGGCCGCUAUUCUGGCGCAGGAUCCUGACAGUGAGCAUGAAGUUUCGUUAAUGGAAUCCCUCCUGACGACAGAAGGGCUAACAAAGAAAGAUGUCGUCACACUGAUCCUGGAUAUGUUGUUUGCAGGCAUCGAUACGACCUCCCACACACUUGGCUUUACUCUGUAUCUGUUGGCACGUAACCCCGACGCUCAAGCCAAGUUGCAGGCGGAGGUAGACUCAGUCCUUGGGGGUCACGAGGGCCCGCUCCUACCCAAACACAUGGCGCAGUUCUCUUACAUGAAGGGUGUGAUUAAAGAAACCUUAAGGAUAUAUCCACUGACCCUUGGUGUGGGAAGGAUUUUAGAUAAAGAGUGCGUGCUCUCAGGAUACGCCAUUCCAAAGGGGGCCACAGCUGUAUCUUUAAACAUGAUCUCGAGUUGGGAUGAAAAAUAUUUCCCACGAGCCAAAGAGUUCGUCCCAGAUAGAUGGUUGCGUAAUCGGCCGCUGGGUCCUAUCCACCCGUAUGCUUCCCUGCCCUUCGGCGCCGGGACCAGGAUGUGCAUCGGAAGGCGGAUCGCGGAGCAGGAGAUGUACACCUUCUUGGCGAGGACUAUGCAGCGCUUCACAGUAGACUACAAAUACAAGGAUAUGGACAUACUCACCCGCCUCGUGUUCAUGCCCUCUGAACCUCUCAAGUUUAGCUUCAGUGAACGCAGGAAAUAAGGUUCUUUUGAUUUCUUCAAAAUAAGGGUCGCGACGCUGUACUGUACUGAGGCGCAAGCUCAUGUUCAUAUACAUUUAUUGAUGGAUUGUAUGUUAUUAUUAUUAUUAUUAUUGUUAUUAUUAUUAUUAUUAUUAUUAUUAUUAUUAUUAUUAUUAUUAUUAUUAUUAUUAUUAUUAUUAUU